Molecule: messenger RNA, 1945 nt
Organism: Glossina fuscipes
Lineage: Eukaryota; Metazoa; Arthropoda; Insecta; Diptera; Glossinidae
Product: dehydrogenase/reductase SDR family member on chromosome X
Exons: 6
Coding region: 225-1295 (356 amino acids)
Source: RefSeq, a predicted model, not a curated record
UGUGAAUUUCAAGAACUCAAGAAAGACGGAGAUAUUGCUUCUUUUUUUUUUUAAAGUUAAUGUGUAAAAAUCUACCAAAAACAAAAUAAACAAACUUUCAUUAAUAUAAAAUUUCUAGUUCAGCAGUGAAUGGAUUUAAUUUUUGAAUAAGAGAGAGAGUUGCAUAAAUUUCUUAUCGCAUCGCAUGGGUUUAAUAUAAACAAAACAGAAGACCUAAAACAAUAAUGUUCUUAACAGUCAUCAUUUGGUUAAUACUUUUAUGCCUAAUAUUUUGUGCCUUUUGGUUUUCCAAAACAACCAGAGAUAUACCAAAAUCAUGGUAUGAAUGGAAAAUGGAAUUUCGCUUUCAAUAUGUGGGAAUAGUGGGUCUGAUUGAUGAUUUUAUAUAUAGAUGUAAUAAUAAAGUCGAGCUUUACAAACAACCUGACCGUAUCGCUGUAUUAACGGGCGGCAAUCGCGGUAUUGGUUUAAGGAUUGUUGAGAAAUUGCUAAAUUGUGAUAUGACAGUAAUAAUGGGUGUACGUGAUCCCAAAACCGCUGAACAGGCUGUCAAAUCAUUAAUUAAUUUAGAGAAUAUUGGAGGUAAAUUAAUUUGCGAACAAUUAGAUGUGGGCAACAUGAAGUCGGUGAAAGAAUUUGCUGGAAAAAUCAAAGCGAAAUAUUCGAAAGUAGAUUUAUUAAUCAAUAACGCCGGAAUUAUGUUUGCUCCCUAUAAACAGACCGAAGAUGAAUUUGAAUCGCAUUUAGCCGUAAACUAUUUAGGGCAUUUUCUUUUACAGCAUUUGCUCUUACCAGAAUUAAUGAAGGCCGGCAAGAAAGAACGUAAAGCACGCAUAGUAAAUAUUUCAUCGUGUGCUCAUCUAAUAGGACGCAUAAAUUAUGAAGACAUUAACGCCAAAAAAUACUAUUAUCCCGCUACAGCUUACAGUCAAUCGAAAUUAGCUCAAAUUUUAUCGACACGUCAUUUACAAGGUCUCUUGAAUGCACAAGAAGCUCCUGUCCUUGUACUGGCCGUGCAUCCCGGCAUUGUGGAUACUGAUCUAUUUGAAUUUACGGCCACCACCUCGGUACCGUUCAUUAAGAAAUUAAUUUUCAAAACCCCUGAGGAAGGUGCUCGUACACCAAUUUACGCAGCUAUCUCGCCGAAACUAGAAGAUGGAGAAGGCGGCCUGUAUUUAAGUAAUUGCCGUAAAGCCACUAUCAAUCCUAUUGUUUUGAAUCCGGAAAAAUGCGAAAAAUUCUUUAAAUUUUCAUGUGAUUUGUUAGGAAUUGAAGAGUUCAUUGGUAGAAAAUGAAGAGUUUAAGACAUUUUUUUAUAUAUAUAUUCAUACGCAGCCAUUUCAGCUCAGAAGUUUUUAGGUUUAUAAGUCAUAGUCCUUGAUGAAUUGAACUGCAUUUAAAAAAGCUUAGCUUGUAAAUGCAUUAAACUCGCUUUAUAUACAUAUAUAAAAUCAUUUAUAUAUUUACAAGUAUUCGCAGAAUGAUCGAUGAUUUUAAUUACUUUUAACGUCCAACCACUUUGUAUUCGCAUACUUUUGAUAUAAUUUUGAAAUAUCAAGUGUGCUUUAAGCAUUUAAAUUUUAUCUAAAACUUGUCCACUUCUUUUCGCUUAAAAAGGAGAAACAUUCAUCAGCAUUACUGUCGACAGGCGUUUAACGAGAUGAAGCAUUCCUUAUGUGUACUAAUAAGCCAAAUAUAGUAUUAGUUUAAUUAAUAAGAGGCUCGAAAAGCUCAUUACUCAUACUUAAUACUACACUCUGUCACACUUUCUUAACCUAAUUAAAUUCUUUCUAUGAAACCUUCUUAGGCAGGCAAGAAGUGGUCUCUCAAAUUAUCGAAAUUCUCCUGAAUAAAGAUAAGGGUAAAAAGCGAAACAUUAAUUUAAAAUUUCGACUUCAGGUUCAGGUUUUAGCCGUUUUUUUAGUGUUACGUUGGAAUGGCUUUA